Tigriopus californicus is the source of this 1219-nucleotide messenger RNA. RefSeq names its product derlin-2-like (gene Der-2). The transcript is spliced from 2 exons. Gene Ontology annotation, cellular component: Hrd1p ubiquitin ligase ERAD-L complex; endoplasmic reticulum membrane. Gene Ontology annotation, molecular function: misfolded protein binding; ubiquitin-specific protease binding. Gene Ontology annotation, biological process: endoplasmic reticulum unfolded protein response. The record is from RefSeq and is a predicted model, not a curated record. NCBI's taxonomy places the organism in Eukaryota, Metazoa, Arthropoda, Copepoda, Harpacticoida, Harpacticidae. Bases 274 to 1101 code for a protein of 275 amino acids.
CAGCCCAGCAGCCAGCGGCUCCCUAAUAUCUCUUUCUCAAUACACUUUAUCCCGUUUGUGAGAGGUGACUUAUGGUAAGGGUGAAGAGCUCUCAAGAUACGAACUUCUCGCCGUUUGUUUGUUCGUGAGUUGUUCCCUAGUGGUGGGCUCCCUUGUUGACCCGAUACCUCAAACGAACGAUCAUCACGGAGCAUUGGAGCAUUGGGCGCGGCCUCUCAGGAUUGAAAUCGCAUUCUUGACCCUCCCGAACCUAAACAAGGUUGAUUGGACCAAAUGGCUGCCCAUGGGGGCGAUGUGGGUGGAGGAGGUGGAGUGGUGGCCUUGAUGCGGCAAGGUUACCUCCAAAUCCCGCCUGUGACUCGUGUCUAUCUGACGGCGUGCGUCAUGACCACGUUGGCCGUUCAUUUCGAGAUGGUUUCGCCGUUCCAAUUGUAUUUCAACCCGCCUCUGGUGUAUCGCAGUGGGCAGAUCUGGCGUCUGGUGACCACAUUCCUCUUUUUCGGCUCUAUGGGACUGAACUUCUUGUUCAAUUUGUUCUUCACCUAUCGUUACUUCAGCAUGUUGGAAACAGGUUCUUUCCGUGGACGGACGGCCGAUUUUGUCAUGAUGUUCCUCUUCGGAGCGGUCAUGAUGAUCGUUUUUGGUGUCUUUGUGGAUCUUCUUUUCUUGGGACAAGCCUUCACGAUUAUGUUCGUCUAUGUCUGGGGACGUCGUAAUCCUCAAACUCGAAUGAGUUUCAUCGGGAUCAUCAACUUUCGCGCUCCUUACCUGCCAUGGGUUCUGCUAGGUUUCUCAAUCCUUCUCGGCAACUCCUUUAUCGUCGAUCUUUUAGGCAUAGGAGUGGGCCAUGUUUAUUAUUUCUUGGAGGAUGUGUUUCCUAAUCAACCCCAUGGAAAACGGCUUCUGGUGACACCUGCCGUCCUUAAGAUGAUUUUCGAUCCUGUUACGGAGGAUCCAUUUUACAACCCUCCGCCGGAAGACAGACCCGGCGGGUUCAAUUGGGGCAAUGGAGCUAACGUUGAUGACGCCAGGCCAGAUUAUGUACCAGACCAAGGCAACAACGGCGCAAAUAAUCCAAACAAUGAUCGACCGAGAGAGUGAUAUUUGUGCCUCUCUAGCUAAUGUCAUUUUUUGACAGACUUGUUUCGAUGAAAACAACCUUGUGAUAAAAAUGUUUUAUAUUUGUUGGUAAAAUAUUACAUGCUUUCCAAACUUGUCA